UACCUUUCCCCCAUCUACUCGCUGAACCAAACACUAAUUACGACUCUCAACAACUUCAACGUACUCGAAUAAUCCUAACAUUUCCCUUGUCUGAAAAGUCUCUGCUGGCCAUUCUGCUGCAAACUCUUGUACGGUACGGUACGGUUCAAUAAAUAUCCUAAAGGGCGGUCGAAUUGCCCAGCCAUGAAUUGCAAUAGUAUUGCAGAUGACAUUUUCGAUGAAUAUAUCGAGUACAUCGAGUAUGACGAUAACGAUGAUAUCGACGAUCUCGAAGAUAGCAAAGAAAAUCGUACGAACAAUACAGACGUGGUCGGUCAAAGAGUUUCAAAAGAACAAUACUCGCGAAUGGACCAAUUUCAUAAAGAGAAUUGUGAAGCCUUGGUUGAGGGGACCGUUUCUGAUCAGCUUUGGGACGAUUUAACAACAGAUUUGAACGAAAUGGGUCCGUCCGUGCAAUCUGUUCAAGAAUGGAAAAGGAAAUGGACGCUUCGUAAAUACUACCACAAACGGCGGUUGCUAAAAGGUUCCAGUUCCAAAAAUGUCUCAGCUGAUAAACCAUCACAAUUCAUAGCUGAUAAACCACCACAAUCCAAAGCUGAUAAACCGUCACAAUCCAAAGCUGAUAAGCCAUCACAAUCCAUAGCUGAUAAACCAUCGCAAUCCAGUCAUUCCGUCGAAGAAUCUUCAGGUGGUCACAGCGAAUUUGAAAUAGUGGUUUUAAAGAAACUCGACAAAAUAUUAAACAAGCUGAAUCAAGUGAUUGAAACUCAAAGUUCCAAAAUGGAAUAGUUUUGUUCAAAACGAUGCUUUAUAUCGGAUACUUAUAAAUAAACAAACUGAAUGAAGUGAUUGAAAGUUAAAGUUCCAAAAUGGAAUAGUUUUGUUCGAACGGAUACUUAAUAGCGGAUACUUAGAAAUAUAAGUGUUAUUUUGCUGUAAGCAAUUAAAUGAUGUUUAAAAUUAAAAUAAAUAAAAAUG
This is a messenger RNA of Bradysia coprophila, 978 nucleotides long. RefSeq lists its product as uncharacterized. The record is from RefSeq and is a predicted model, not a curated record. Lineage: Eukaryota; Metazoa; Arthropoda; Insecta; Diptera; Sciaridae.